Molecule: messenger RNA, 838 nt
Organism: Glycine soja
Lineage: Eukaryota; Viridiplantae; Streptophyta; Magnoliopsida; Fabales; Fabaceae
Product: subtilisin-like protease SBT3.10
Exons: 3
Coding region: 109-519 (136 amino acids)
Source: RefSeq, a predicted model, not a curated record
UUAGCAACUUGGAAAGAAAAGUCGCAUAUCCAUUGUGCGCACCCAAAUACUACAAGCAUUUCAUUUAUUUUUCCAUUCCUUAUAAAACCCGAAAACAAAAACCACGCAAUGGUCACGUCCAACACCAACAACACCAUCCUCAAAAUCUCCAAACUCGCGAUCCUCCUCGUUUUGUUCGCUUCAGUCUGCAACGUCGCUAUGUCGGACUCCACCGCCAAACCCCUCGACCAGCACGCCACCACGGGCUCUGACCCUACUGCGCCAGCGGUUCACAUCGUGUACACCGAGAGACCACAGAACGAGGAGCCUGAGGCCUACCACAUCAGAACCCUCACUUCAGUCCUUGGCAGUGAGGAGGCUGCAAAGGAAGCUUUGUUGUAUAGUUACAAGUCUGCAGCCAGUGGGUUCUCAGCUAAGCUUACUCCGGAGCAGGUUGAACAGAUUUCAAAGCUACCAGGUGUUCUUCAAGUUGUUCCUAGCAGGACAUAUCAGCUCCAUGGACCAAAUAACCUGCAGUAGAGAAUGUUCACCUAAAGUUGUAUCGGUUAAACCGUUAUCUAUGCCAUGUAUAAACUAAACUAGUGUGGCUCUAGACUUGUGCCAAUAAGAACAUGGAAUUAAUAUAUAAUAAUACAUUACUAAUAUUUGUGCUAUAUGUUUAUCAAUGUGUCAUGUAUUCAAAGUGGCACCAAUGGACCCUGUGUUGUGCUUGUGCAUAUUAUCCUGUAAAACCAUUGAGAACUUGUUUUGAUGCUUUGAGAUGUAAAUCCUAGUCACCGAGGUUGUGACCAUUAACUUAAUUCGGUUCAUUUGGUAUUAAACGUACGUUGUUAACCAA